Messenger RNA from Sporisorium graminicola, 3615 nucleotides. RefSeq lists its product as uncharacterized. Gene Ontology annotation, biological process: protein phosphorylation. The record is from RefSeq and is a predicted model, not a curated record. The transcript has a single exon. Gene Ontology annotation, molecular function: cyclin-dependent protein serine/threonine kinase activity; ATP binding. Bases 1 to 3615 code for a protein of 1204 amino acids. Gene Ontology annotation, cellular component: nucleus. NCBI's taxonomy places the organism in Eukaryota, Fungi, Basidiomycota, Ustilaginomycetes, Ustilaginales, Ustilaginaceae.
AUGCCGCCGCCGUCGGACCAUCGGUCAUCUUCGUCGCAAUCAUCUGCUGACGCUGGCGGCAUUCGCAUUGCUGGUGUCGCCAAUCGGCCCGCUUCUGCUUCUGCUUCUGCUUCUGCUUCUGCUUCUGCUUCUGCUUCUGCUUCUGCUUCUGCUUCUGCUUCUGCUUCUGCUUCUGCUUCUGCUUCAUCAGUCGCGCCGUCGCCCUCAAAGGAGUCAUCCAGGCCUCCCGUCAAGCUGGAUAGGGCCAAGAUUGCUGCUUACCAUCUUCCUGCGAAGCCGUCUCCAGCGCCGCAAAUGCCGAUGGCAUCUACAGGUACAGAUGCAAACUCGAAGAAUUGGCCUCGACGUCCACCAUCCUCAAAUCAGCAGCAGCCAAAUGAUUACAAAUCAGCGCCGUCACAUUCUCGACCUGCAGAUGAUGACGAAGACGAGGAAGGUGCCAUAAAUGAUAGCGACGCCUCCAAAUGGGAAUCAGCAUCAGCGCCAAAGUCUGCUUUCUGUCCACCACCGCCAAAGACGCCUCCACACCCUUCCAUCAACGCUCCGCGUCCAUCAACCUCUCAUCAUGGCAAUGACCGCCAACGAAACUCCGAUUCGCGCAGGCCUCACGAUCACCAGUCGUCCUCCUAUCAACCACGCUCGCCCUCACCACCCAGGAUUCAGCGAUCAUCGUCUUCGAAUGCACAUUCGAGCCACCCUCGCAGUCCUUCGCCCAACGCAUCCUCAGCCCGUCGCAGCAGCAGAGAGCACGAAAACGGCGCUUCCAAUUCACGCACAGUGGAAGCACACCAUCGUCACCAGCAAGAUCGUUGGGAGCACGAUCGCUACUACGAUUCUGGCGAAGACAAGAGUGCUUCUUCGAGGUCUCAAGAACAACGAGCACGAGAGCCAAGAUACUCUCGUCCGAGCACACACGGCUGGGAGCACGACAAUCGCGAUCCAAUUCGAGGGUGGGAGGAUGGCUGGGGCAACGGUCGUCGCGGUGGUGAAGACAGAGACUGGGGUCGAGAGCCAGAUCGACGUGCGGAAAGAUCCGAUCGCGAACGCAAUUGGGACUCGAGCAGAUACAGCGAUCACAGGAGCGAGCACCCACGCCAACGGCCAGCUGGCAGAAAUGGCAGGGAGAGGGAACUAUCUCCGCCCGCAGCCAACGCCAAAGACCGACAGUUUGCCCGUUGGUCUCCUACACCUCCUCACCGCAAAUCUCACAGUCACUCGACCGACCCGGCUGCCAACGUCAACGGCACCGAGCCAUUUGUAAAUAGACCUCCAUCCAGGAUGGGCAGACCCGUACCACCACCCCUUCUGUCGCAUUCCGAGCAUCCUCCAAUGCCUUCUAGCACCACGCAGAAACGCCCACGAUCUCGCUCCCCACCCGCUGGCUUGCUCAAGCGCAAAGCCAACUUCAAUGCUGUCGUCCCCCCUGCGCUGGAACCCAUCAUCCAAAAAGACGGCGAUGCAGCGCUCGCAGGCGACAAUGUAGCACCGGGAGCACCGAUCCCGCCCAAGCUAGAGACCAUGCAGUCGCCUGCCAUGCCUGCUUCGCGCCUCGGCUCCGAGUCGGGCGCUGCCACAGCAUUGCCCGGAAGCCAUCCAGGCUCAGCAUUCGCGACAGCACCGUCGUCGGCUCUAGCAACUUCUACCUCUGCCGGCACGGCAUCUGCGACUGCUGCUGCUCCUGCUGCCGCUGCUGGAAUUGUAGCCGACGCCAACUAUCGCGUUACUUGCGAAGCGCUCGACGACCCUUCCUGUCCUUCCGUGCGACUUUCCUGCCUUCCACGCAAGCUACCCGACGCUCCUCCUAUGUCUGGACGCGAACGACGCAAAGCGCGUGCUCCGCUUGUGCCGCUCAACCAGCGCAAGUUUGUCGGCUGCUCAUCGCUCGAUGACUACGAGAUCUCGAUCAAGCUCGGUCAGGGAACCUUUGGUGAAGUACUCAAGGGCCGUCACAUCCUCACUGGCACCCAAGUUGCACUCAAAAAAGUCACUAUUCACGACGCCAAGGACGGCUUGCCCAUCACAGCUCUCCGAGAGAUCAAGCUGUUGAAGAAGCUCAAGCACCCGAGCAUCGUCCCCGUCAUCGACAUGGCCUUUCGACCGUCGGGAGAGAGGGGCAAGCUGGGCGACGUAUACAUGGUCGAGCCGUACAUGGAUCACGACCUGAACGGCAUGCUCGAAAAUCCUUCGAUUCGACUCGAGAUCAGCCAGAUUAAACUCUACAUGAAACAGCUGCUCGAAGGUACGCUCUACCUGCACAAGAAUCGCAUCCUUCAUCGUGACAUGAAGGCGGCCAAUCUGCUCAUCAACAACAAUGGCCAGCUUCAGAUCGCCGACUUCGGUUUGGCUCGGCCCUACCGCGACCCAGGUCAGUCCUGGACGGGCAAGGGCUGGACGGGUGGCACGAAUCGAUACACAAAUAUGGUGGUGACGCGAUGGUAUCGACCGCCUGAACUGCUCGCGGGCGAGAAGAAGUACGGUCCGCCCAUUGAUAUGUGGGGUAUUGGCUGUAUUCUGGCAGAGAUGAUUACGGGUCGACCACUGUUCAAGGGUACAUCGGAGCUGAACCAGUUGGAGCAGAUUGCCAAGCUUUGCGGGUCGCCCAACGAGUCCAAUUUCCCCGGUUGGACUAGCUUGCCAGGAGUCAAAGACGCGGAUCCUAUGGGCAGACCAGAUCCACACCCUGAGGUUCCCGGGCAGCAUGCGUUUGGCGACCAUCCAAGGAAGGUCAAGGACCAUUUUACGCGAGUUGUGGACGCUGGACCGGGUUGUGCCGACUUGAUCGAUAGACUGUUGGUGCUUGAUCCGCGUAAGAGGAUGACGGCGCACCAGGCGUUGGAGCACGAAUGGUUCUGGAUCAAACCGUUCCCCGCCGAUCCGACGAGCUUGCCCAAGUACGAGCACAGUAAAGAGAUUGAUCGGGCGAGGAGGGAGUGGAAGCCUGCUCCUGCGGUUGCGCCUGCGGUGACUGCGGCGGUGGGAGCGGCAUCGACGGGGACGAUGCUUGGAAUGAAGGGUGGUGGACAUAACGGCCCGGCACCGGCAGCAGCCGCCGUGAGUGGAGGGAUGGGGCGAUCCUCGUUUCAGCAACAGCCGCAUCUGCAAGCAGGUGGUGCUCAGCCCCCUCCGAUGGGGCAACAGCAGAGGGCGUAUGGACGUGCAGGAGGAGCAGGAGGGUCGUACGCGCAUCCUUCGCUGCAGCAGCACCCGUCGAACGGUGCCGGCCCCCCCAUGAUGAGCAUGCAGCAGCCUAGCCUUGCCGAAGGGCGGGAUCAACCUCUGCCGCCUCCAGGAGCCAUGCGGUCUGGUCCUGCACCUGGACCUGCACCCGGUGGUGGCAGUAGAGGCUACGCCGGAAUUGGCGGUGGCGGUGGGGGAGCACGACAUCCAUUCCCCAAUUCACACUCGCAACAGUCAGCUCAACAUGGAGGCGGUAGAUAUCCUCAUCCGCAUGCUCAAAGAUUGCCACCGGCACACCAACAGCAUCCGUAUCCGGGCCAGCAGCAGCAGAGGCAGCAACACGGCCUUCCGUCACGUCCGCCGAACGGUGUUCGCUCGCAAGGUGGGGCGAACGGUGGCGGUGGUGCCGGAGCUGGAAGCAAUCCGUACUCGAUGUAG